AUCUCUUAGUAUUUUUUAAUUUCGCUGAGAAAUUUCAGACAUCGAAAACUGAACACGAAGAAACAAGUUAAGUUUCCGAUUUUGCCCUCAUCGGCUAAUGAGUUUUACGGAGGAGCUCGCAGCUGCAGGUAGGUAGCGGAAACAAGAGAUCUUUAUAUAUUCCUUCCUCUCUUCUCUAACCUAAUUCCGGCGAAGAAGAAGACGGAAAAAGCCCUGACUAGUGAAGAAUCCGAUGUCAGCGACUGCUCUCUCGAGAUUAAACCCAGUUUCUCAAUUUGGGUUUCAAAGAAUCGUUGCUGGGAAAAGUAAGAGCUUCUUCUCCAAUUCGGGUCAAAGGAGAUUGUUUUCUGAUAGUUCUCGGUUUCGUCAAGCCAUGGCUGCUUCUGGUUCUUUGCCAGUGUUUGGAGACGCUUGUUUGGAUGAUUUGGUUACUACUUGUUCAAAUGGCUUAGACUUCACUAAGAAGCGUUCUAGUGGUGGUAGCUUCACUAUUAAUUGUCCUGUAGCUAGCAUGAGACUUGGGAAGAGAGGGGGAAUGAUGAAGAACCGAUUGGUUUGUCACUAUUCUGUUGUUGAUCCGCUAGAAAAGAGUCGUGCACUCUUUGGGACAUUGUCUAAGAGUGUUCAUACUUCUCCUAUGGCUUGUUUCUCGGUUGGACCGGCUCAUGAGCUGUCUUCUCUUAACGGUGGUUCUCAAGAGUCACCACCAACUACUACUACAUCUCUUAAGAGUCUUAGGCUAGUGUCGGGGUCAUGUUAUCUCCCGCAUCCUGAAAAGGAAGCUACAGGUGGAGAAGACGCUCACUUUAUCUGCGAUGAAGAACAAGCUAUUGGAGUUGCAGAUGGAGUUGGCGGUUGGGCUGAGGUUGGUGUUAAUGCGGGACUGUUUUCGCGUGAGCUUAUGUCUUAUUCAGUAUCUGCAAUUCAAGAACAGCAUAAAGGUUCUUCUAUCGACCCUUUAGUGGUGUUAGAGAAAGCACAUUCUCAAACCAAAGCCAAAGGCUCCUCCACGGCUUGUAUCAUCGUUUUAAAAGAUAAGGGAUUACACGCCAUUAAUCUCGGAGACAGUGGAUUCACGGUGGUUAGAGAGGGAACCACGGUGUUUCAGUCUCCGGUUCAGCAGCAUGGAUUCAACUUCACUUAUCAAUUAGAGAGUGGGAACAGUGCCGACGUCCCUAGCUCCGGUCAGGUAUUCACAAUUGAUGUUCAGUCUGGAGAUGUCAUUGUCGCUGGAACAGAUGGAGUGUAUGAUAAUUUAUACAAUGAAGAGAUCACAGGAGUGGUGGUUAGCUCGGUGAGGGCCGGUUUAGACCCGAAAGGCACAGCUCAGAAGAUUGCAGAGUUGGCACGUCAAAGAGCAGUCGACAAAAAACGGCAGAGCCCUUUCGCAACUGCGGCUCAGGAGGCUGGCUACAGGUAUUACGGAGGAAAGCUUGAUGACAUCACUGCCGUCGUUUCUUACGUCACCUCAUCUUAAGAGACCAAAUUGAUGAUCUUCUGUUUAAACGGUCCAAUCCCGCCAAAAUCUGACGAUACCUUUUCUUUUAUUUUUUGUUGUGUUUUUUUGAAAAACUUGUUACGGUAUUAAAAGUCCUCAGGAGGUCAUUAAAUGUGUAUUUUUCACGGAAUCAAAAUAUAGUUUAGCUAAGUUAUGAAACGUGAAUCUAAUUGUGUUUACUUAGGUGAAAAAACACGAUAGAAU
Molecule: messenger RNA, 1702 nt
Organism: Arabidopsis thaliana (thale cress)
Lineage: Eukaryota; Viridiplantae; Streptophyta; Magnoliopsida; Brassicales; Brassicaceae
Product: Protein phosphatase 2C family protein
Exons: 5
Coding region: 233-1477 (414 amino acids)
Molecular function (GO): protein serine/threonine phosphatase activity
Source: RefSeq, marked reviewed